CUCUUGCCUGUCCGCCGUCGCCAGAUAUUCGCCUGACUAUGAGGAGCCACUCCCGUGGGAAGGGGUGUGUGGAAUGAGAGUACUACAGUUAUUAUGAAGGAUGUGGUGUUUACACAGCAAAGAGAUGAAGAACUUCCCUCUUUCAGGACCAGCAUAACAAAACAAAAUGGUGACCCUGAGAAGAAGAGUAUUUCCAGCCAGUGGGCAGUAGUUGCGUAACAUGGCUGCCUGCUUUGAGAACUUUUCUGUAGCUACUAGUAUCAAAGGAACAGAUGCUGCACAGAUCGGGAAAGCGUCAAGAGGUUACAAGGUCUCCUCCAUUCCUUAUAAAUACCAGACAAGAAUGAUCCCAAACUCAGAAAAAAGGGGAUUUAAUUCUCAAGCAAAGAGGUUUCAGUAUAACCAGAAUGAAAUUCCAGGCCCGGGAUUCUAUAACGUCGUUCACCAGUCUGCAGAGAUUAACAGCACCUCACUGUCGAAGAAGGGAACGGGCUACUUUCCUUCCAUGGAUGCUCGUCUCCCACACAACAGAAAACCCAGCUACCCUGCCGCAAAUGCCUACAACCUCUCGUUGGCAUUUCAGUCCAAGCAAGAUUUCAGCACUGGAAACUCCAGCAUGUUUCAGCAACCAAUCGCUAAGAGGAGAGCGCAAACCUCCACCCCAGCGCCCAACCAAUACAACGCCUGUCUAGAUUUCUGCAAGCAAAGCAACAACGUAUGUGCCCGGGCGGUGUUUUUGUCCAAAUCGGCAAGAGGAUUAAGCACUGAUAAAACAGAAAAAUGGCCUUCUCCAUGCCAUUACAGAAUCAAUGACUCCCUCAUCAAGAAGUCCCCCAGGAUUCUAGUGUCUUGCUUCAGAUCAAAUACUCAUCGUGAAACAAAGGUGAACACAAUAAGCCCAGGGCCUGCAGCGUAUCAGCUCAGCAACCCCCCUAAAGCAGCAAAGAAGACCCCUUCCAUGCGAAAGCAAAACUUGAAUUUCUCCGCCCCCGCCAUACCACCAGCUAAAAAUCCACCUUUGCCUGGGCCAGGGCAGUAUGAAGUAGUGGACUACGAAGGCCCACCGAAGCAUUACAUCUCUAGUGCUGUAUUUGUGUCAAACACGGGGCGGUGGAGAGGGGCCACAGCUCAGCAAGGGAUACCUGGACCAGGUACUUAUCUGCCAGAGGUACCAAGGAAACAGUCCUUUAUCUACAAUGUUGAUAACAAGUGGAUUCCAGUACUGUAGGCAUCAGAGCCCCCAUAUUUUGGAGAAAUUCUGCAAAGACUGGACCUCAUUCAAAACCAGCCGCGCAGCCGCUAACGCAUGGGCAAGCUAUGGUGUCCCCAGCCCUCGUGCUUUAACUGUCCUUAUAUCUGGCAUCUGCGACUGGUAUUGUGCACAUAUUGCAAACUGAAAGGUGAUCAUUAGGCUGAAAUUGACCUAAGAUCUUCCAAUUAAGUUGAACAAUUCAUGCAAA
Messenger RNA from Mauremys reevesii (Reeves's turtle), 1460 nucleotides. It is a transcript of the gene STPG1, whose product is annotated as sperm tail PG-rich repeat containing 1. The transcript is spliced from 10 exons. Gene Ontology annotation, molecular function: histone binding; chromatin binding. Gene Ontology annotation, cellular component: male pronucleus; germinal vesicle; female pronucleus. Gene Ontology annotation, biological process: epigenetic programing of male pronucleus. Bases 221 to 1228 code for a protein of 335 amino acids. The record is from RefSeq and is a predicted model, not a curated record. NCBI's taxonomy places the organism in Eukaryota, Metazoa, Chordata, Testudines, Geoemydidae.